Molecule: messenger RNA, 2299 nt
Organism: Vavraia culicis subsp. floridensis
Lineage: Eukaryota; Fungi; Microsporidia; Pleistophoridae
Exons: 1
Coding region: 1-2217 (738 amino acids)
Biological process (GO): small GTPase-mediated signal transduction
Cellular component (GO): cytoplasm
Molecular function (GO): GTPase activator activity
Source: RefSeq, a predicted model, not a curated record
AUGAAACAGGUGAUUCAGUGCAAACGAAAGAAAUUUGGACUGGUGGUCGAGGAGAAGCUGCUAAGCGUAAACGAGCGUAUAAAACAAUUCAACAAGCUCGAAACGGAGAAAAAUGAUCCAAAGGUGUACUUGGAGAGAAGACGGUCUGUGUUGGGCAGGUACGUGGUGUACGAGCCCGACAAUAACGCAGGAAAGGUGCUCGAUGACGAGUGUGGGUGCUCGUUCUGCCUGAAGGAUCUUUACUACCACUUCUGCAAGAACUUUAACAAGCACUACGACAACUGCCAGAACAUCGGCAGCAUCAUGUUCUGCGAGUGUUACCUGAUCAAAUUGAAAAAGCAGCACAAGCUGGAGCAGCGUAUAAUCGAGAAGGUUAUUGAAGAGUCUGAAGCACCGGUCAAAAGGGAAACGAUCGAAAUUGAGAGCAACGAGCAGGAUCAGUACAUCAGUGACGUGAUAAAGAAUGAUGUGAGCACGGACGGCUUUGAAAACACAAAGAAUGUGGAUUUCAGGGUUCUGGAAGAAAAGUUGACCAGACAGACGCAAAACAACGAGUACGAGCGGUUUAUGCGGCUGAGGGUGGCACAGGACUGCCGUAAUAGCUGUUGUGUGGAGUGCGAUGCGCUUCGAGCGGAUCUUGGCCAUGAGAACUCUCAGAUUUGCGAUAAGUGUUUGGAGCCCAUCGUGAGGAGCGGUGAAAAAAGCCUUUGUUUUUGUGAUGGGACGUUUGUUAAGCACAACAAAUCGGCGAAUGAGAGUAUGAAGAGCUUUUUGGAUGAUUUAAAGGUGAAGCUGAAAAUUAGGAGUGCACAGAAGCACAAGGAGAAUGUGGAGAUGGAAAAUGUUGCGUUGUUUAAAGACCGGGAUAGCGAUUUUAUCGAAGAUAGGAGGAUAGACGAUGUGCUGGACGGAAAGGGCGAAGAAUUGGUCGAGAAUGAUGGAUUGGUUGAUAUGGACAGGUGUGAGAAACCUGAUGAGGGAUUGGUUGAUACGGACAGGUGUGAGAAACCUGAUGAGGAGUUAGCCGAAGCAAACGGUGAGGAGCACAGUAGGAGUGAAAAAUCGGAAAAGGACGAGUGCGCAGAGUUUGAUGAGGAGCACGGUAAGAAUGAAAAAUCAGAAAAGAAUGCGUGUGGAACGGGUGAUGGAAUGUCCGAAUCAGCUAAAGAUUUGAGUAAAGUCGUGAAUGACGAGGAUGAUGCACAGGAUGAGCUGAGCGAAUCGACGGCAAGCAAAGUAAAAGUGGAUGGUAUCGAUGUCGAGCCAUUGAAGAACACUGAAAACGAGAGAAAUAUGAAUGAGAAAGGCGAAGAAGAUGAGGCUGAGAGAUCUGCUCACGUAGAUUCAUCGGUACACGCAUCGGUAAUAAGCGUGUGCUCCGCGAAGAACUGUGUGGGCCGCAGCUCAGCAUACGUAAACUACUACGAUCUAAACUACGAGGAGCAGUACUGGCUCGCUGUGUACUGCGUGCGUAAGAUCGUGAAGAUACUACCGGCCAAGAAGCGAAGAGUUUUAAACAACCUCCGGAAAAUUGAAAUAUUUUUGCUGGGCGAGAAAUUCAGCUAUUUCUCAAAAGAGAAAGUCAAUCCAUUUAUAUUUGAGGUGUUGUCGUACUUUAGGGCACACGGUGUGCUCGUGCAGGGCCUGUUCAGGUUACCUGGCAAGCUCUCCAUAUACAACAAGAUGCUGCAUAACCUGAGAGAAGGCAAAAAAAUAAUUUUGGAAGAGUACAACAUCAGAGACGUUGCGUCGUUUUUCAAGGCUUAUAUCAGGGAAGACCUGAAUGGCAUCAUCGUGCCGUCCAUCAUAGAAACGAUCUACGAGUGCUUUACUUCUGAUUCCUACAAAAUCAAGGACGAGGUUUCGCAGUAUCUGCCGUUCGUUUUUCUGGGCGACAGGAGGGAGUUACUUAUGCAGAUAUUGAGCCUGUACAAGCUGCUUGCUGCGAACAAGGACACUACAAAUAUGAACAUCACUAAUCUUGCGAUAUGCUCGGCACCCUCGUUUUUUCCCAAACAGGUUAUCACGGACUAUCAGGUGGUUGUAAAGCAGAUUCAGGUGAUAGAAAAUCUUUUCGGCCUGGACUACAAGCACGUCCCCAUCAAAUUUAUUCAAAGAAGCAAGGAGUUCUCAAGGGAGGUAGAGAUUACCGAGUCGGACGAGUAUGACUACGGUUUCUCCGUGCUCAGCGCACAGGAAACGGAAAUAUCGUCGUAAAGGAUCUGUGACGGGCAUAGCCAUGUUUAAAAGGAAUAGAGCGUUAAGCAGAGAAGUCAUAAUUAAAAUAAGAUGAGGUGUA